AUGCCGUCGCGGCGAUACGUCGCCCAAAGUUCCUUAAACGAUAACUCCGCUACGUCCGGACAGAAACAAAAACCCUUGUCAAUUUCGAUAUCAACCCCAUUCGCGUCGUCCUCAGCCAUCCGGGAGGAUAGCUGUACGGAGGAUCCCGAUUCCUAUCGGCCCUCCGCCACGGCCGGCAGGAGCGACGUGCCGAACAGGAGCGUGUUUUACCCUUUGGGGUUGGAAAGGGAGGCGCCGGUGAUCCUGCAUUACCUACAGCUCGGCAGAUGGCGGACGCGGGUGGCCGGCUCCGACUACUUCAUCCACCGCCGCCGGCGGAUCGGGGAGGUCGUCGGGCAUACCGUCCGCUGGCUCUUCAACACAAAGCCGCGGGAUCGCUUCGUAUUUAUUGUCGAUCCCGUCGAUGAUUUUCUCCUCCACAACGAUGAAAACGACAACGACCAGGACUCCGCGUCGAAGCUCGAUAACACGGCCUCUCGUGGAGGUCGAGCAAGACGCCAUCCUCUGCGGCGACUGAGCUUACGGUGGGAAGGAUUACAGCGCCGGCUCUUUGGUGCGCCGCCUGCGUUUGCUUGCGAUCGUCAAGGACUGGCAAAGCGAUGUUGGGUAUCCUCCUCUUCGCCUUCCUCCUCCUCCGAUAACGACAAAGACGAUUCACUGAGGCAACCUUUAUCCUCUUCCUUGCCUCGUUUUUCUCACCACCACGCGGUGGAGUCCAUUGAAGUGCUUCAUGCGGAUCUGACGGCGCUCGACUACGCGCCGCGGCUCCACUCCAGGUGCUUUUCGAUGGAAGCCAAAGUCGUGCGCAGCUACCUCUUUCCCUCCCUCCGCACCGCGCUUGAACACUACGGCUGCGGUGCCGAUCUCCAAGCCAUUCGCGCACGACACAGCGCGGGCAUCAGCGCGCAAAUCCCCCAGCAACCUCUCGACCUAAAUAGAACAAAGGGCGAUCGUGCAAAACAACAAACCCGACGGGUACAAAGUGCCUCCUCCCGGUGGUCCUCAGAGCGGGCAAAGGGAGGCUCACCGCGUCUGGUCUCCACGCACCGUGAAGUGGUGCUGUCGGUCUUCAGCGCUGACCCCCUCUUCGACGAGGUGCUGCGCGAGGUGCUGCUGCCGGAGGCGGGGAGCUUCCCCUACGCCGUGAGCGCCGCCGCGCAGCGCCGGCUGCUCGCGAUGUGCGAAAGCGGCAUCCCACGCUGGGCCUUCCUCCCCGGCCUCCCCUGCCGCCGCUUCCUGUACGGCCUCCACGUCGUCCUGACCAACCUCGGCCCCCUCGUCGCCUUCGCCGCGGGGUUCUACGACCUCUACUGGCACCUCCCGCAGUUCACGACGGUGAUAGCCCGCGGGCUGGAGCCCCUCGCGCGCGUGGUCGAGGCCCGGCUCGCCCUGCGCCGCUCCGUCCUCGCGACGUACCUCCUCUCGGCGUUGUGGACAAGCGGCGACGGCCUCGCGCGCGUGCUGUCGCAACUUUACCUCCUGCAGGCCUUUGGGGCCCUCUAUAGCCUCCUGCAGUUGCCCUUGAGAGUUCUGUGGGGUGUCACAGGGGCCUUCUAUAGUCUCCUGCAGUUUCCCUUGAGAGUUCUGUGGGGUGUCACAGGGGCCCUCUGUAGCCUUCUGCAGUUGCCCUUGAGAGUUCUGUGGGGUGUCACAGGGGCCCUCUCCAACGUCUUCGGCCUGCUUUAUGCCACCACCUGGGCGCUUCUGACCGCCAUCGCGUGGCUGGUGGCGAUGGUGCGAGAUGUCCUGGGGAUGAAGGGGAUGUCCGGGGUGGAGGGAAUCUCCUCCACGUUCGGCUGGUGGCGGGAGUUCUGGCUGACGAUUGUUUCGCCGGUGAAGAACGCCGUGAAGGGGUGCUGGUACGCGGCUCUGUACGUCAUCCACGUGAUCACACGGCAUGAGGCCUCGAUUCGGCAAUGGUACAGCCCUACGGUUACCUGCAUUACGAGGACGAUGGAGGCUGUGAAGGAGACAAUGCUCAAAAAGGCAGAACGAUGGCGGCGACAAAUCUUAUCCAAAAUAAUCCUUAUUGGUAUAGCGGUCCUUGCAUCGAGUAUCUGUCUGUCGGGGUUUUACUAUUUCAAGCCUCAACCUAUAUUGGAAAAGUGA
This is a messenger RNA of Phytomonas sp. Hart1, 2109 nucleotides long. The record is from the annotation of a GenBank genome assembly. NCBI's taxonomy places the organism in Eukaryota, Euglenozoa, Kinetoplastea, Trypanosomatida, Trypanosomatidae.